AUGUUGGUGUUGGUUAUCAGUGAUGUUGGAGUUAAGAGUAUUCUGAUUAUUCUGGCAGUGUAUGAUUUGAUUCUUAUACUUUGUCUAGGGAUAGAGGAUUUAUUAGAUGUAGAUAAUCGUUGUGUUAUUCCUAGGGGAGUUAGGAGUGGUUUUUUGAUUGGUUCUGAAGAAUAUUAUUCAUUCUUUGGCUUUAUUUUGUGUUUCUAUCAAAAUUUAUGCUGUUGGUGGUGCUAUUUCUCGUUUUACUUUUUUAUGCCCAUUUUGAUUGAAUUCACUGUUCGUGAAAAUUUUUAUGGAUUGCUGGUAGUUAGCUCUGUAGUUUUGUAA
This is a messenger RNA of Dracunculus medinensis (Guinea worm), 327 nucleotides long. The record is from the annotation of a GenBank genome assembly. Lineage: Eukaryota; Metazoa; Nematoda; Chromadorea; Rhabditida; Dracunculidae.